Trichomycterus rosablanca is the source of this 3123-nucleotide messenger RNA. RefSeq names its product tRNA-yW synthesizing protein 1 homolog (S. cerevisiae) (gene tyw1). NCBI's taxonomy places the organism in Eukaryota, Metazoa, Chordata, Actinopteri, Siluriformes, Trichomycteridae. The record is from RefSeq and is a predicted model, not a curated record. Gene Ontology annotation, molecular function: catalytic activity; 4 iron, 4 sulfur cluster binding; FMN binding. The coding region runs from base 1 to 2226 and encodes 741 amino acids. Gene Ontology annotation, biological process: wybutosine biosynthetic process. The transcript has 16 exons.
AUGUUGUUUUUAACUUUGAUUACUAUUUUGCUGCAUUUCGUGGCGGCCGCUGAAGUACCAGAUCCUUUGGACAGUGCCUGGGUUUACACCGAAGCUUGGCUUUUGGCCGUGUGGCACAACAGAUUGUAUGUGUACACCGCUGUAGCAGUCAUCAUAGGAUUAUGGUUCACACUGAAUGUGGCCCUUAAGAAGAAGACGGUAGUUAACCCUGUGAAUGCUCAGCCUUUGAAAGCUAAGAAAAAGGAAGAAACAUCUGAGAAAGAAAAUGACGUCAAUGUUGCAGGUGUGCGGAUUUUCUAUGGGUCACAGACAGGAACAGCAAAGGGCUUUGCAAAAAUGCUCUCAGAAGACAUUGGGGCUCUCGGCUUCCAGUCUGAAAUCAUUGACCUAAAGGAUUAUGACCCGGAUGACAAGUUGUCAGAUGAGUGUACUAGCAAAAUGAUCUGUGUGUUCCUCAUGGCUACAUACACUGAUGGGAAGCCCACAAAGAACGCUGAGUGGUUCUGUAAGUGGCUGGAGGAGGCAUCUACUGACUUCCGCUAUGGCAAAACCUACCUGAAAGGAGUGCGAUAUGCUGUCUUUGGCCUGGGGAACUCUGUGUACGUCGGCCAUUAUAACACGGUGGGCAAAAACGUGGACAAGUGGCUGUGGAUGCUCAGUGCGUCACGGAUCAUGAGCCGGGGCCAGGGCGACUGCGAUGUGGUGAAAAGCAAAAACGGCAGCAUUCAGGCCGACUUCCAGGCGUGGAAGGACGACUUCCUAAAACGCCUACAGGCCCUGGCUAAGGGGGAGAAGAAAACGUGCAGCUGUGAGUGCAAGAAAGGCUCAUGCAAGAACAAAAAGAAGCACCAGGAUGAAGUGGAGGACCAGGAGCAAAGCUCGGAGGAGCUGGUUGAGUCGAGCAGUGAUGCGGAAUCUGCUGGUGAGGACGAGAAAGCUCACGGCUCGGUCAUCGACAUGGAGGAUCUUGGAAACGUUAUGAACAGCAUGAAGAAAGCCAAGAAACAAGCAGAGGAGCUCUCUCAGCGAGGAAAUCGCUCCAAAAUGAAUGGAGUGGCGACGGUCGAGGCUGAGGAGGAGAGGAGGGAGAUGAUCACCCCUGCUCUAAGAGAAGCGCUCACUAAGCAAGGAUAUAAACUGAUAGGAAGUCAUUCUGGAGUGAAGCUGUGUCGUUGGACCAAGUCCAUGUUGAGAGGCCGAGGAGGAUGCUACAAGCACACCUUUUACGGGAUUGAAUCUCACCGGUGUAUGGAGACCACCCCGAGUCUUGCUUGUGCCAACAAGUGUGUGUUUUGUUGGAGACACCACACAAACCCAGUGGGCACUGAGUGGCGUUGGAAGAUGGACCCGGCUGAGAAGAUUCUGCAGGAAGCUCUGGAGAACCACCGCAACAUGAUCCGGCAAUUCAGAGGUGUCCCAGGCGUUCGCCCGGAACGUUUUGAGGAGGGAUUGGCCGUGAAGCACUGUGCCCUGUCUCUGGUGGGUGAGCCUAUAAUGUAUCCGGAGAUAAACUCCUUCCUGCGUCUCCUCCACCAGUGCCACAUCUCCAGUUUCUUGGUCACCAAUGCCCAGUUCCCAGAAGAGAUCAGGAGCCUGGUGCCAGUCACCCAACUGUAUGUCAGUGUGGAUGCCAGCACAAAGGACAGUCUGAAGCGGAUUGACCGCCCUCUUUUCAAGGACUUCUGGCAGCGCUACAUGGACAGUUUCAAAGCCCUGGGAGAAAAGCAACAGCGCACAGUGUACCGGUUGACUCUGGUAAAGGCCUGGAAUGUGGAUGAAAUGAAAGCCUAUGCUGAUCUCAUUGCCGUCGGCCAGCCAGACUUCAUUGAGGUCAAGGGUGUAACCUACUGUGGCGAGAGCUCUGCCAGUAAUCUGACCAUGGCCAACGUGCCCUGGCAUGAGGAAGUCGUCCACUUCGUUCAGCAGCUCGCCAACUUCCUGCCCGACUACGACAUCGCCUGUGAACACGAGCACUCCAACUGCAUGUUGCUGGCCCAUCAUAAGUUCAAAGUGGACGGUGAGUGGUGGACGUGGAUCGACUACGAACGCUUCCACAAGCUCAUCCAGCAGUACGAGGAGAGCAACGGCACCAAGACCUUCUCCUCCCUGGACUACAUGGCCAAGACGCCCAGCUGGGCUGUGUUCGGGGCCCGAGAGAGAGGCUUCGACCCCUCAGACACACGCUUCCAAAGGAAGAACAAGACCAAAGACAUUUCAGGGUGCUGAUGUCCAACUUCGACAAGCUUGUCUCUAUAGGACAAGGUUGCACAGCUUUGGGACUUUGGGGUUUGGGUUUUGCACACUGUGGUGGUUUUUGUGCUCUCACACCUGAUUCAGUUCAUCUGUUUAUUUCCAGGUUUAGUUGAUUUAGAUGAAGCAGAUAAAUCAUCAAACUGUGUUGCACUCUGGCCCACAGUGUCCCUGAGAUGACCUUUUAUACAGACAUAAAAGGAAGCUGGUCCUGAAAGCCUGGCAUGACGCCGCAGAUAAAAGUGCAUAUAUUUUCCAUUUUUUGAGUCUGUUUGCCCUUCAGCUUGCCAGAGAUCAGUCAGAAUCUAGCAUGAACUUCACUUCCAAUCAUUUUUCGAAGCUUUGUCUGCGACAUGUCUCUCUUUGUGCUCAUUUUCAAAUGACUAGCUGUUCGGUUUAAUAUGAUCACAUUAUAUUAGCUCGGUUUUCACUUCUCCAGAGUUACAGUGGCUGUGAAAUCUCUUCAGCUCUCCCACAUUUGUCCCUUUUAACUCAUUUUUUUUCUCAGUUUUCACCCACAGAGCUUUUGGUCUACAGCUUUAAUCAUUUAAACAUGAGGCCUAAUUUUAGUCUUUUAUUUGAAACAACAGUUCACAACCUGGCUGGAUCUUUUGUAUAAAAUUAGUGUAGGGAGAAACCGUGUCAUGGCAGGGUCGUCUGAUUUUAAUAAAGGUGAUAAUGUGAUAUAUCCGCUGCAGUGCUAUUGAAACAGUCUUGCUCUUUUUAGGUCUUUGUUUUACCAGGUUUCUAUGAUGAAUUACUGAAUUUCUGCUGCGAAAUUGAUUACUUGAUGCUUAAAAUGUAUUUAGUUUGAUGUGUUGAGUUUAUUUCUGUUGAGCAUCACUGUAGUUAAUGGAUUCAAAUGCUACAGUG